This is a messenger RNA of Hyalella azteca, 661 nucleotides long. RefSeq lists its product as uncharacterized. Lineage: Eukaryota; Metazoa; Arthropoda; Malacostraca; Amphipoda; Hyalellidae. The transcript has 5 exons. The coding region runs from base 47 to 661 and encodes 204 amino acids. The record is from RefSeq and is a predicted model, not a curated record.
AAGCACUGAAUCAUUUCAAAACAAAACCUCAGAUGGGAGUAUCGAAAUGCUGGAUCGAAGCUUCUUCUUGUACAAGACGGCUGAGAUAGCCAUACUUGUUUCAGCCGUUCACCCGGACCAACUGGCUCGCUUAUCCGGUAACGCUAAGGAGGCCAUCCCUAUCGAUGUUUACAGAGAUUUUAGUAAGACCGCCCUGAAGGCGAUAGCCAUCGGCAUGCCCCCCUCUUCCAAGAUGGGUCUGAUGAUAUCGGAAAUAGCUUUCAAGUCAGCGGUGAACAUGAACUUGGACGCCGAUGCGGCGAUGUUCCUUCAGGGACAGGACGCCAGGAACAUCCCGACCUCCAACAUCGUCCAGCAGCUCGAGUACAUGAAGGAUGGCUUCCCUACACGCCAGGCGUGCUACGUUCUGAAAGACAUCUACGUGAACUACUCGGCGACGGAGAUGCUGACGCAGAGUGAGGAGGAGGUCUUCCAGCUCCUCACGCCUGCCGCCAUCGAGCGCAUGCCCAUCUGCGUCGUCGCCGCCUUCGGCACAGAACGGCUGCAGCGCCUAAACGGCAUCAGCAAGAUAAUCCUACUGGAACGUCUCGUCUUGAAUAAGAAGAAGGCCCUGGCAUACUCUUCCGUCAGCCGUGCCGCCCUGCAAACCAUCGUGGAAUAA